ACGACGACGUCUCCCAAUCUCCUCCUCUCCCACCAUCCCCCGCCGCCGGCCGAGCCCUCCAGCGGCCAGCGCCGCCGCCGCCGCCGGCCGACCUUCCCGCGGAAGCGCGACGCCUGGGAGUCUCCUCUCCCCUCUGCUGGAUUGGCUCGGAGCGGACGGGAGAUCCAUCCAGGCUCUGCUGCUGGCCACGGAUUUGCUCGCUGCCGCGCCUCGUGCUAGCCGGGCCUCUUGACGGUUCGACUUGGCUCUUCGAGAUCUCAGCCUGUUUUCCAGAAAUUUUGGGGGUUCAGGAACCCCCGCGCCAUGGAGUCAGGUGAUACCAAAUUUGAUGCAUCACAGUAUGCUUUCUUUGGUAACAAUGUCUUGGAGGAGGUUGAGCUAGGUGGAUUAGAUGAUGAUGAUGCUGGUGAUGCUGGUUUGGUUGGGCCUGGUGACGAAGAAUACACUCCUAUUUAUGGAAGGGAUAUGUUGGAGGAAGAAGGUGUUGGUUCAUUUACUGGUGUUGAUGAUCUUGCCGGGGCAUUCUCAAAGCUGACCAGAACUGUUAACGAACCAAAGCAAUCAGGAAUAGUUAGUCGUGGGGGAUCGUUACCUGGACAAACUUCUACUGCUGACUGGGCACAAGAGGCUGAAUCAUCAUACUGGCCUACACAGCCUGCAUUGGGUGCUGAACAACGGCUGGACAACAAAAACUGGUGGUCUCAACCACCCCAUCCAGCCCAGUUUGCUGAUUCCAGACUUCAGAGGACAUCCUCAUCCCCGCAACAAGAUGCUCAGUACAAUCCUAUUGAACCUAUUCUUGGACCAAGGCCAUCUCCUUUGCAGAGAAUGUCAUCAUAUCCUCACCAAGAGCCGCAAUACAAUAAUAUUGAACUGAUUCGUGGGAAUGGUAGCAGGUUUACACCAGCUUUGAUGCAGCAUCCAAAUGGAUUUAUGCCACAUCAAAUGCCGCCACCCCAUCAACAAAAUGGAAUGCUCCCAAUUCAACACUCUCCACCCCAGUUCUCACAACUACAUGCCCAGAUGCUUGGUGCCCAACAUUCUCCGCCACAAAAUCUGCCGAUGUUUGGUCCUCGGCAUCCUUCACCACAAAUGCUGGGUAGAUUUGAUCCAAAUUUUGUCAUGCCUGACUUGAGUGAUCCCAGAGCCAGAUCGAUGUUACACCAUGGAAGGCAUGGCCCGCGCUAUCCUCCCCAAGGUUUUGAGCCUGGCAAUAUGAGAAUGGAUAAUAGGUGGCAGCGGUUCAGAUCCAAGUACAUGUCCACUGAAGAAAUUGAGAACAUCGCAAGGAUGCAGAAAGCUGCCACUCAGAUCACCGAUCCAUAUAUUGAUGAUUACUAUCAUCAAGCUUGUUUGGCCAGAAAAUCAGCAGGAGCACAACUGAAGCACUACUUCUGUCCAACCUUGAUCAGAGAUACAUCUUCUCGUGCACGCAGUAAGGAUGAGCCACAUGCGUAUCUUCAGGUUGAUGCUCUUGGGCGGCUCCCAUUUUCUUCCAUCCGCAGGCCCCGUCCGCUCCUUGAUGUUGAAGAAGCCUCUGAACCAAGUGAUAGCACUACUGAAAAAUCUGCUUCAAAAUCUCUUGACCAAGAGCCGAUGCUGGCUGCUAGAAUCACAAUUGAAGAUGGCCUUUGCCUACUACUGGAUGUGGAUGAUAUAGAUCGUUUGCUUCACUUUAGUAAACAGCCAGAUGGUGGUUUGCAACUUAGAAACAGAAGACAGGCUCUUCUCGAGCAGCUGGCAGAAUCACUGCAAUUAGUUGAUCCACUUACAUCUAAUAAGGAUGCACCUCUGUCGCAAAAUGACGAUCUAGUGUUUCUCCGCAUAGUAUCUCUUCCGAAGGGUCGGAAACUACUUUCUCGUUAUAUUGAUCUUGUUACUUCAGGUAGUGAGCUUGCAAGGAUUGUUUGCAUGGCAGUUUUCCGGAAUCUAAGAUUUAUAUUUGGCAAUUUGCCCUCUGAUAGCAGCAUAGCUGGGACCACAACUAAACUUGUAACUGCCGUUUCCACGUGUGUUGUUCGGAUGGACUUGAGUGGACUCAGUGCUUGUCUUGCAGCUGUUGCAUGUUCGUCACAGCAACCACCUCUUCGACCUCUGGGAUAUGCUGCUGGUGAUGGCGCUUCUGUCAUCAUAAAGUCUCUACUGGACAGAGCUACAGAGCUUCUUACUGAUCAACAUGUGGCCUCUGCUUACAGCAUGCAGAACCGAACUCUAUGGCAGGCAUCAUUUGAUGCCUUCUUUGGGCUGCUUAUGGGGUAUUGCAUGAGUAAAUUUGAUACUGUGGUUCAUACAGUGCAAAUUCAACCUGCUGCUGCAGCUGUGAUAAGCAGGGAAACACCAGUGGAGCUGUUGCGUGCCAGCCUUCCUCACACAAAUGAGUAUCAGCGCAAGCAGUUGCUCAGUUUCGCUCAGCGCACUGUGCCUGUCAACAGCUCUAGUUCUCAUGGGUCUGGUAAUGUGCCGAUGGCAUCAGAAUAUGUCCAGAGCUGAAAUAGAAGAACAGAGCUGCUUUUCAUAAUCUAUAUACUUGAUAUGGUUCUUGCGAGUGGUGGGAAGAACAUAGAUAUUGUGGUGACGACAAAGAAUGAUGGUCUCGGUCAAAUAUACAAAGGAUGAUCUUCGGCCACUUUAGGAAGCUGAAAUUGAUGAAUUAUGUUGCUGAGACUGAGGUAGAGAAGGCUGCUACAAUGGAUGGUGCCUGAGGGGAACAUGAUCGCUGGAUGUGUUAAGCCUUCAUUCUGUCAGCCAAAACUUUUAGGGUGCUUUCUGUUGCAUUCCAUUGCACGAUCUAAACUUGUUUUAGCGCUUUAGUUUUGUUAUUCGUAUAUGAAUUUUGUUGUUUUCUCGAUGGCCUGUAAGCUGUUCUUCUGUUCUUCCGGCGCUUGAAUUGGCACAAAUUAUUACUGCAAGCCUUGCGUAUCAGCCUGACAUUUGAACAUGCUGACAAAUCAACAUUUCUGCAGUUUGGGUUAAUUAGUGCUGCAGUGCUUGGUCAGGCAUAGCUGAUAAUGCUCUUGCCUUUUUGGGUA
Messenger RNA from Triticum dicoccoides, 3029 nucleotides. Its product is annotated as protein PAT1 homolog. The transcript has 7 exons. Lineage: Eukaryota; Viridiplantae; Streptophyta; Magnoliopsida; Poales; Poaceae. Gene Ontology annotation, biological process: deadenylation-dependent decapping of nuclear-transcribed mRNA; P-body assembly. The record is from RefSeq and is a predicted model, not a curated record. Bases 304 to 2490 code for a protein of 728 amino acids. Gene Ontology annotation, cellular component: P-body. Gene Ontology annotation, molecular function: RNA binding.